This is a messenger RNA of Cryptomeria japonica (Japanese cedar), 1095 nucleotides long. RefSeq names its product chaperone protein dnaJ 8, chloroplastic. Lineage: Eukaryota; Viridiplantae; Streptophyta; Pinopsida; Cupressales; Cupressaceae. The transcript has 3 exons. The record is from RefSeq and is a predicted model, not a curated record. Bases 328 to 771 code for a protein of 147 amino acids.
CACAAUUUUCUGAUUGGCUUUUUUCAAAACUAAUCUACUUUGUCUUUAUUCGUUCCUCAAUUCUAUUUAAAGCUCCAUUGUUUCAGGAGGCGUUUAUGCUUUGUAUGCUCUGGUUUUUAAGGAAAUUGAUUCUUGCUCACAGAAAUUUUGGGAUAUAUUCUUUUGAUUUUCUAUUUGAAACCCGCUGUCGGUAUUGAUACCCACGUUUUCUCCGCAGCACAUUGAUACUCUUUCUGUGCAUUGGAGGACUUUUGUGCAUUUUGAGGACUUUUGUGUAAAAUCUGGGACAUCUGGUUUUUGUUUUAACAGUUGGAUUUGGAAUCUGUAAUGGCUGUUGCAGUUGGAAAGGUUGUGGGUGCCAAUGGGAAUUUCAAUCCCAUGUUUAGAAGAAAAGAUGGGGAAGACAAAAAAUUGUGGACCAGAAGAAAUGUUAGGGCAAUGGCGUCUGUUAGUUGUGGGAAGCUGAAAGAGGAGUAUCAGUUACUCAGAUUGAAACCCAAUUCCACCGAAAAGGAUGUCAAGAAAGCUUAUCGACGACUUGCCUUGCAGUAUCAUCCUGAUGUCUGCAAAGGAGAGAAUUGCGGUGUAACAUUUCACAAGAUCAAUGAGGCCUAUCAGAUUGUGAUGUCUACCUUAAUGGAGGUAAAUAAGGAAGAGGAAUAUUAUGCUGAUGAUGGUUACAUGGGCUUCGAUGAAUGGGACGAAUGGAUGGGAUUUGAAGGUGGUUGUCCAAGCGGAGAUUAUUCCAAUCAUAUUAACUAUUAUACCUGAUAAUCAUCAAUUUGCAGUGGCAGCUGCAAUUUAUUGUCUAUAUCUAACAGAGUGAUCUAAUUAUUUCACCCCCCAGCAAUUGCCCUCUAUAUCUAACAGAGUGAUCUAAUUAUUUCACCCUCCAGCAAUUGCCUGUAUUUUUUUUGAGCAAUUGCUAUCAUUUUAUUUCCGAAGGGGAACAUCUCAAGUUACCUUUUGUACCUGAUUAUGAUCUGCACUUAAUUGUCUAUAUAUGACAGAUAAAUGUAAUUAUUUCACCUCAGCAAUUGAAUCUAUUUUGAGAUUACAUUAGCAAUUGCUCAACAUCUCAAGUUACCUUUUGUA